GGGUUUUUUCACCGAUCGUUCCUUCCUCCCCAACCUGCGCCACCUCCAACUCCACUCAGAAAAAGAAAAAAAUGUUCUCAAAGCUUUCUCAAUCAAAUCCCUAAAUUAUAAACCAAUAAUCACCGAAAACCCAGAUUUUCAUUUGUCUCAAGUCCCGAGAUAUCAUCACAGACUCAGUCAUUCACUCACUCCUCCACUCGCUCGCUCAUUCCUAAUCUAACAAUGGACCAGUAUUCAUCCGAAGAAGAAGACGGCAGUCACAAAUUAACCCACCAAAACGACACCCCAAGAUCCAGUUUCCAUGUCGAAGAGGAAGAACCGCAAAUGCGACGUCGUCCUAAACUCGCCUUCAACAAAGGUUAUCUCUUCGCCCUCGUGCUCCCUCUCCUCAUCGUCUUAAUCUAUUUCUCCGCCGAUAUCGGCUCUCUCUUCACUUCUGACAUCUCCUCCUUCAAAUUCAAUACGGUGUCGGAUCGAACCAGAGAAUCUCAGCUCCAAGCUCUCCACUUGUUGAAUCAACAGCAAGGCUCUCUUCUUUCUCUGUGGAAUCACACUUUCGUUAGCUCUGAUAACAACAUCACGGCCGUCCAAUUUGAUGACAUCAAGGCCGCAUUACUCACUCAGAUCACGUUAAACAAACACAUCCAGCAAACCCUUUUGUCCCCUUACAAAACGGGGAAUACCCUUCAAAACGACACCGCUUUCGAUUCCAAUUUCGCCGGCCACGGUUUCCAGAGUUGCAGCAAAGUCGAUCAGAGAUUUUCCGAAAGAAGAACAAUCGAAUGGAGACCAAAACCCAAUAAAUUCUUGUUCCCGAUUUGCUUGUCGGGUCAGAUGAGCAACCAUUUGAUUUGUUUAGAGAAACACAUGUUUUUUGCGGCGGUUUUGAAUCGGGCAUUGGUGAUUCCGAGUUCGAGAUUCGAUUAUCAGUACAACCGAAUUCUGGAUAUCGAGCACAUUAACGAUUGUAUUGGGAAAAAAACUGCUGUACCCUUCGAAGAAUUCCUGAAAAUGAGGAAGCAUCACGCUCACAUUGAUAAAUUCAUUUGCUAUUUUUCGAGCCCGCAGCCGUGUUACAUUGACGAAGAGCAUUUGAAGAAGCUAAAGUCUUUGGGAAUUUCGAUGGGGAAAUUGGAGGCUGCUUGGAAGAAUGAGGAUGUUAAGAAUCCGAGUCGAAAGACGGUUAGGAAUGUGGAGGAGAAGUUUGGUUAUAAUGAUGAUGUUAUUGCAAUUGGGGAUGUAUAUUUUGCGAAUGUGGAGAGAGAUUGGGUGUCGCAACCAGGCGGUCCAAUUGCGCAUAAGUGUAAGGCAUUGAUAGAGCCGAGUAAGCUUAUCUUGUUGACUGCUGAACGGUUCAUUCAGACGUAUUUGGGCAGUAAUUUUAUCGCUCUUCAUUUCCGGCGACAUGGCUUCUUGAAGUUCUGCAAUGCUAAAAAGCCGAGCUGCUUUUACCCAAUUCCUCAAGCUGCGGAUUGCAUUACUCGAAUGGUUGAAAAAGCCAGCACUCCUGUUAUAUACCUUUCAACAGAUGCAGCAGAAAGCGAAACCGGUUUGCUACAAUCGAUGAUUGUGCUGAAUGGGAAGAUUAUACCACUGGUUAAACGGCCUCAUCAUAAUUCAGCUGAAAAAUGGGAUGCCUUGUUAUACAGACACGGCCUCGAGGGUGAUCAUCAGGUGGAAGCUAUGCUGGAUAAGACCAUCUGUGCUAUGGCAAGUGUGUUCAUUGGAGCCCCCGGUUCAACUUUCACGGAGGACAUUUUACGGCUCCGGAAAGACUGGGGAACAUCAUCUUUAUGUGAUGAAUACUUAUGCCAGGGUGAAGAUCCAAACUUCAUCUCAGGUGAUGAGUGAAGAAUAUGCAGAAAUAUCCCCCUCUCCCUGUCAUAACAUUAUAUAUAGUAUAUCAUAAGAGCAAUUAAGUGAUUACUGGUUAAUUUUACAACAUUCUUAGUGUAUUUCAUGAAUUUAACCCCCUAAACCUGAAUUCUUUUAUUGACUCUGUAAAUUACAACUCCAUCAGUUUAAAUAGUUGAGGAAA
Molecule: messenger RNA, 2038 nt
Organism: Hibiscus syriacus
Lineage: Eukaryota; Viridiplantae; Streptophyta; Magnoliopsida; Malvales; Malvaceae
Product: O-fucosyltransferase 36-like
Exons: 3
Coding region: 223-1851 (542 amino acids)
Biological process (GO): protein O-linked glycosylation via fucose
Molecular function (GO): peptide-O-fucosyltransferase activity
Source: RefSeq, a predicted model, not a curated record